This is a messenger RNA of Anthonomus grandis grandis, 2315 nucleotides long. RefSeq names its product piggyBac transposable element-derived protein 3-like. The transcript has 3 exons. Bases 287 to 790 code for a protein of 167 amino acids. Lineage: Eukaryota; Metazoa; Arthropoda; Insecta; Coleoptera; Curculionidae. The record is from RefSeq and is a predicted model, not a curated record.
GUGACCCAACGUUAGUGAAUAACAGCCGACGUAAAAAUUUCUUGUGCAAUACUGGCUUAUCUUUUACCCAACCCAUUAACGCCUAGCGUUACCACAUGGCUACGGCAAACACGUGACUACUCAAAGUGCGAUGGCAUUGGCCAUGCGCUAGUAAAUUUUUUGCGAGCGUGUCAUAUCACCAAUCACAGUGUGCAAAAACCACGCGUUCGCUUAGUUUCCGUAAAAACGCCGAACUGUGUGUGUUUAGUGCGGUUAAAUUUGAUAGUUAUUUAAACAUCGUGAAAAUAUGGAUAUACAAUUCGAAUAUGGCUUUUCACUUGCGGAAGCGCUUGAUAUGGUGUGUAACGAUGAUCUUGACGGCGAUAUUUACAUUGAGCCACCAGAACCCAAUGUAGACACAGAUGAGGACUCAGCUGACGAGGACGAUGGCGGGCUAGUUGACAAUUUGACAGCUCGACAGUUGCGAGCCCCGGCCGAAAUAAGAUUAUACAAUACCCAAUAUGAGGUUGAAUGUGAUGCAAAUAUAGCAGAUCAGGAAACAAAUACUGUGCCUACUCCGGUUCUUGUACAGGAAUACAUAACUUGGCUAAAAGAUAGACGAAACCAGUCUAAAUCAUUUAUAGCUCAGUGGGAAAAAGGAGCAGACUAUGCAGUUGUAUCGCCAAAAUGUUUUCCGCCACCAGAUUAUUCCAGAUUUGAAAUGUCCGUAAUUCAAAUUUUCGAAGAGUUUAUAGAUGAUGAAUUUAUAAAACAUUUGGUGGCGGAAACUCGCAGUAUGCAUUAUUUUUGAACUGUCCAGACCCUAAUAUUACACCAGAUGUAAUUCGUUGCUUCAUAGCAAUAUUAUUUGUAAGCGGCUAUAAUAAUUUGCCAUCUAAAAGGCAAUAUUGGAGCAGUGGCGAAGAUCUUUACAAAUUUAGCUCUGUCUCAAGCAAUGCGCCGUGAUCGAUUUUUACAGAUCACUCGGUUUUUUCAUUGCUCUGAUAAUACAAAACUAGACAAAAAUGAUAAGUUCUACAAGAUUCGGCCUGUCAUAGAAAUGUUAAAAAAAAACUAUUUGAAAAAUUUUGUCAAAUAACCAGGCGCACACGCACAAAGCCAUAGCAUCUAGAGGACCUCAAGAGAUCGGAUCCUGCUUAAUUUAUUACAUAAAAAAUGUUGUAAAAAGCUCCAAAUUAGUUAUGUACAGUGACCAAUGUGGAGGGCAAAAUAGGAAUUACAACAAAAUGUCCUUAAUCUGUAAUUACAUAAUACAAAACAAAAUCUCUUCAGUUCAGCAAAUUGAUAAUAAAUUUUUAGUAUUGGGUCAUUCUUACUUGGCUUGUGACCGUGGCUUUGGGGUGGUGGAGAAAAAUAAAAAGAGAUUUAAUUAAAUGUAUGUUCCUAGUGAUUGUAUAAAAGUGAUUAAAACUGCCAGAAAGCAUAAUCCUUUUACAGUAGUUGAAAUGCAGACUCAAGACUAUAACAACCGUCCCUCUAGAAAAAAAUAUAACAAACCGCAAAAAAACCGUGAAUGAAGAGGUUGUGAGUUGGUUAAAAAUGCAAUGGAUCAGCUAUAACUAAGCUAACCCCGACGCGUUUUAUGAUUUCGUACUGCAUGUCAACAAACUCAUGGUGUUAAAACGCGGUAGCAAAACCGAAUAUCAUCUUCCAUCCUUACUUGCUUUAAACCAUACGUGAAUUGUGUGCUGUAGUCUAGGAGGAAUUUAAAAGUGUUCAAACGAGUAAAAGCUAUUAAAAUCAUACCUGUAAAUAAAAUCGCAAGUGAUAAAUUCGGCGAAAUUAAAAAUAUAAUUCUAUUGCGCUAGCUUACAAAAUGGCGAUUUUAUUGUUUCAACAAAAUUCUUGUGUUGAGUGAAUUGAAAUGGUGAUAAUAUUUUAGAUAUUUAUAAAAUUAAAGUUAUAGUCAAAAAUAUUAUGGGUUAGGGGUUAGAGCCUAUGUCCGAAACCCGGUUAAAACGCUAAAUAUGCAGGGUGUUGGAAUUAAUUUGUUAGAAUAGAAGAUGUUUUAGGAAGUGAUUCUUUGUUAAAAAAUUGUUUCACUAUGAGCAUUGGCAACCCAUUUUUGAUUAUUUUAUUGUAUUACACUUUAUUUUUUUAAGUAAAUGGGCACUUGGGAUUUUCGAGGCUACUCAAAAAUAUAUAUAAUAAUUUUAUUAUUGUUGAAUAGUAAUCGUUAUAAUAUUAAAAUAUUGAAUUUUCUUACACUAUACUGAGCGACCCAGUAUUGUUUUUUUCUUGGAAAAUAAUAAUAAAAAAACUGAUAAAAGAAUAUUUUUAUUAUUAUGAUUUAUUAUUAAAUUUACUUUUUAGCG